GAUAAACACGCGCGCGCUCUCGUCUCCUCCUCGUACGCGCCAACCCAGAAAGGCAAGCAACUGAGCAAAGCACGGGUGGUGCUAGUGCUACCAGGUACCAGCUUUGCCUUCUUGCUCUGGCGCCAUGGCGGCCGCAGCGGCGGCCCCGCGGCACCACCACCACCGCGCCGUCCUCCUCAGCGCACGAUGCAGCAGCAGCUGGUGCUGCGCGCCCGUGUCGGUGUGCGUCCUGCGGCGGCGCGGCGGCGCGUCGCUGCUGCGCCUGGGGAUCGGGGGCGACGCCGCGUCGUCGGCGGCGGGGAGGAGGUGGACGCCGCGGCGGCGGCGGCGGGUGCGCGCGGCGUCGGGGAUGGACAUCGCGAGCGCCGUGGAGGUGAUCAACGACCUGGGCUUCGACACGCUCACCUUCCUCGGCGUCACCGUGCUCGUCGUCCCCGCCUUCCGCGUCGUCAAGGCCAGCCCAGUGAAAUUCUUGGGUUCUUCUGCGCCGGCGUCGUGCUCAACCAGUUCGGCCUCAUCAGGAACCUCACCGAUGUCAAGCUCCUCUCCGAGUGGGGGAUUCUCUUCCUGUUGUUCGAGAUGGGGCUGGAGCUCUCGCUGUCUCGUCUCAAGGCUCUUGCCAGAUACGCCUUUGGAAUGGGUUUGCCGCAGGUCCUUUUGUCAACCCUCGCUUUCACGGCGUUCGAGCUUCCUCCUAAUGGUGCCAUCGGAACCAAAAUUUUGCAGUUCCUCUUUGAUUCAAGACCUGAUCUAGUGAAUAUCAGGAGUGUUGAUGAAGCAAUAGUAAUUGGGGCUGCACUAUCACUAUCUUCAUCUGCUUUUGUUCUCCAGCUUCUUGCUGAGAAAGGUGAACUCCCAACAAGAUUUGGUUCAGCUACACUGGGAAUUCUCCUCCUGCAGGACAUUGCAGUUGUUCCUCUCUUGGUCAUACUCCCUGUGCUAGAGAGUCAGAAUGUGGUGGAGCAAAGUGUGUGGCCAAUGUUAUUAGCUGAAAGCCUGAAAGCACUGGGUGGACUUGGCCUACUUUCCCUUGGUGGGAAAUACCUCAUCAGACGCAUCUUUGAGUUUGUUGCAGAGUCGAGGAGCUCAGAAGCAUUUGUUGCACUCUGUCUUCUUACGGUUUCAGGAACAUCACUUCUUACUCAGUGGUUGGGAUUUAGUGAUACACUAGGUGCAUUUCUGGCAGGGGCUAUUCUUGCAGAGACAAAUUUCCGUACGCAAAUCGAAGCUGACAUUAGGCCAUUCAGAGGAUUGCUGCUUGGUUUGUUCUUUGUGACUACAGGAACUUCUAUUGACAUGCAGCUACUCAUUCGGGAAUGGCCUAAUGUUCUAUCACUGCUGGGAGGCCUUAUUGCAAUCAAGACAUUAAUAAUUACUGCAAUAGGACCUAGGGUUGGGCUAACUCUUCAAGAAAGUGUAAGGAUAGGACUGCUGCUUUCUCAAGGAGGAGAGUUCGGGUUCGUGGUGUUUUCGUUGGCAAACAGGCUUGGUGUCCUACCGCUCGAGUUGAAUAAACUGCUAAUCAUUGUUGUUGUACUGUCGAUGGCGUUAACUCCAUUACUCAAUGAAGUUGGAAGAAGAGCAGCAGGGGUCAUCGACGAGAAAUCAGAAACACAAGAAAAACCAGCUGAGAUGGUCAACUAUGAUGCCACUGAACCUGUUGUUAUUCUUGGUUUUGGAGAAAUGGGAAAGGUCCUUGCAAGGUUUUUGUCUGCACCAUUAUCUUUUGGGCUUGACAAAGACACCGAAGGAUGGCCAUAUGUCGCAUUUGAUCUAAAUCCUGCUGUUGUAAAGUCAGCUAGAAAAUCAGGCUUUCCAGUGCUAUAUGGAGAUGGUUCGCGUCCUCUUGUUCUACAAUCUGCCGGCAUAUCUUCUCCUAAAGCUGUCAUGGUCAUGCAUACUGGAAAGGAAAAGACAAUUGAAGCUGUCAACAGAUUGCGGCAAGCUUUUCCUGGUGUUCCCAUCUUUGCUAGGGCUCAAGACAUGUCACAUUUGUUAGACCUAAAGAAAUCAGGUGCAACAGAAGUUGUUUUGGAAAACGCCGAGACUGGCUUGCAACUAGGUUCGAUGCUUUUGAGAGGACUGGGUGUCAUGUCUGAUGAUGUAUCCUUCCUGAGUAAGCUUGUGAGGGACUCAAUGGAGUUACAAGCUCAGGAAGCACUCAAAAACAUCGAAAAUCGAGAAAUUGACAUCAUGAAGCCACUUGAGGUAAGAGUAUCAGACAUGGUUGAGCGCAACGGGAACGGUUCAAGAAUGAUAGCCCAGGAGGAUUCACUACGCCUAAGUAGUCGCCCAAACAUACCGGUAAUUGAAGUGCCUCUAGAGGACCGGAUAACCGAGAUGAAGGUGGAAGAUGACCAGACAGGGUAUGACUUCAACAACAUAGAUUCUGAAGAUGGUGUCAAAUAUUGUCUGUUGGAAGCCAGCGACGACGAAAGUGAAGCCUCCAAUUCAAGCAAGGAAAUGAUCGACCAGUCUGUGUAGUGUCACUAGUACAGAAUUGCAGAUACUGAUCUUUUUAGAUGAUGAAUUUCUUUCCAUUAUCUGAAAAGAUACUAAACUUUCAUUUCUAGAAUCAAGCUCAUAGAAAGGUAGCUAGGCAGAGCAGAAGUUCAGAACUGGCACCUCUCUUGGACAUAUGCCUGUAGUUUUCAUGCAGCAUAUCUGGGGACUGGAUCGAUGGUCAUUGAAGUGAAUGAAGAGCAUGAUCACUGGGAUUAUAUGUCGAUCCUAUAUCAUGCUGCAGACAGAUAAAAUUUUCAGCUGACAAACUGAAGCUUACAUAUACCUGCUGAUGCAAUUCAGCAUUGCCAGACUGAAGUAUCACCAUCCAGAAUUCUGAAUAGCAUUUUCCUCCCCUUUUACAGGGCUCUUUGUUCAGCUAGGAAGCAUAGAUGCACAUUCCUUGCUGUAUUUCACUGUAUUUCUAGUGUAUAACAGACAGGCCAUUAAUUCCUGGGCCGAUUCAUGUACUCAUACAGAAUUAUAGAGACAUUCUGAAUUUGUGAUACGUCGAAUUUCUGUAACUAAAAAUAUUUUAAUCAAGGAGUACGAACAUCGGAUUUAGGUCCAAUUAAUCCUCAUAU
Oryza brachyantha (malo sina) is the source of this 3086-nucleotide messenger RNA. RefSeq names its product K(+) efflux antiporter 3, chloroplastic. The record is from RefSeq and is a predicted model, not a curated record. The transcript has 18 exons. Gene Ontology annotation, biological process: proton transmembrane transport; potassium ion transport. Lineage: Eukaryota; Viridiplantae; Streptophyta; Magnoliopsida; Poales; Poaceae. The coding region runs from base 187 to 2484 and encodes 765 amino acids. Gene Ontology annotation, molecular function: antiporter activity. Gene Ontology annotation, cellular component: chloroplast; membrane.